CGCACUGGACAAGCAGAAACGUUUCGAAAUGUUUUCUUGACCUAUAACAUCAAUUCUUCGAGAAUAAAGAGAUACCCAUCUUCUGUCUCUCCCUUCCUUAUUGGUACGAGAAACUAAAAAAAUAUAUCCUAUCUCUCAUCCCUCUAGUCUUUGGUUCUAUUCACUUGUAAUGACACAUUGGAAUAUUACCACAUGAUUUAUUACAAUGCCCCGUUUCUUGCAUAAAAACUCAACCAUGACAAUCUUCUUUUGCUUGUCCUAAACUUUAUUCAUCUUGCCUUAAUAUUCCUUUUCUUUAUUUCUCUCUUACAUUGAUGGAAGGCAUGGAAGAUCAAGAGGAACUUUUGAAUCUUAGCCUAGCAAUUGUUACAGACUCCAAUGGUGACAUGAAAAGGAAGAGAAAGAGAUCAAGGGCAGAUGUUUCCAAUCCUUUGAUGAAUACUUAUGAGGGUCGUAGUGAAGGGAAAAUAUUUAGGCUACUCCAAAUGAGGGAACAAAUGCUAAAACUAGACCAUAAGAGGAAAGGAGCUGUUGAAGAAAAUGGCAAGGGGCUUCAUUUGAUUCACUUGCUUCUUAUAGCUGCCACAGCACUUGACGAGAACAAUGUAGGCUCAGCCUUGGAGAAUCUAACAGAAUUGUAUCAAAGUGUCUCCUUAUCCGGUGAUUCGGUGCAAAGGGUCGUUGCUUAUUUUGCUGAUGGAUUGGCCGCAAGGCUCCUCGGCAAGAAAUCUCCCUUCUAUGAUAUGAUCAUGAAGGAACCAACAUGUGAAGAAGAGUUCUUGGCGUUCACAGAUCUUUACAGGGUGUCUCCUUAUUACCAGUUUGCUCAUUUCACUGCAAACCAGGCAAUCCUUGAGGCCUAUGAGAAGGAAGAAGAGAAUAACAACAGUUCAUUGCAUGUCAUUGAUUUUGACGUCUCCUAUGGCUUUCAAUGGCCUUCUUUAAUACAGUCUCUCUCCGAAAAGGCAAGCAGUGGCAACCGAAUUUCUCUGCGAAUAACCGGAUUCGGCAGAAGAAUAGAAGAAUUGCAAGAAACUGAGAGUAGAUUACUUAGCUUUGCGAAAGGGUUUCGCAAUCUAGUCUUUGAGUUUCAAGGGUUGUUAAGAGGGUCUAAGCUCUUCAACCUAAGGAAAAAGAAAAAUGAAACAGUUGCUGUGAAUUUAGUCUUUCAUUUGAAUACUCUGAACGAUUCUUUGAAGAUAUCCGACACAUUGAAAUCAGUACAUUCACUUAACCCCUCCAUUGUUGUCUUGGUGGAGCAAGAAGGUAGCAGAAGCCCAAGAAGCUUUUUGUCAAGAUUCAUGGAGUCUUUGCACUAUUUUGCAGCAAUGUUUGAUUCUUUAGAUGAUUGUCUUCCUCUAGAAAGCUCAGAGAGAUUAAGCAUUGAAAAGAAUCAUCUUGGUAAAGAUAUCAAAAGGAUGCUCAACUGCGACAAAGAUGAUGCAAACUGUCCAAGAUAUGACAAGAUGGAAACAUGGAAAGGAAGGAUGGAGGGCCAUGGAUUUGCAGGCAUUAAACUCAGCUCCAAGUCCUUGAUACAAGCCAAGCUUCUUUUGAAAAUUAGAACUCAUUAUUGUCCUCUUCAAUUUGAUGGAGAUUUUUGUGGUGGGUUUAAAGUUUUUGAAAGAGAUGAUGGGAAAGGUAUUUCUUUAGGGUGGCAAGAUAGGUAUUUAAUUACUGCCUCUGCAUGGCGUAUUUGUGCAUGAUAGUUACUUUGUUGUUCCCAUUUCCAGCUAACAUAUUCAUGAUUUUUGCAACUUGAAUCAAAUAAGAGUACUUAGUUUUGACAUGAUCA
Molecule: messenger RNA, 1795 nt
Organism: Populus trichocarpa (black cottonwood)
Lineage: Eukaryota; Viridiplantae; Streptophyta; Magnoliopsida; Malpighiales; Salicaceae
Product: GRAS family protein RAM1
Exons: 1
Coding region: 315-1706 (463 amino acids)
Biological process (GO): regulation of DNA-templated transcription
Cellular component (GO): nucleus
Molecular function (GO): DNA-binding transcription factor activity; sequence-specific DNA binding
Source: RefSeq, a predicted model, not a curated record